This is a messenger RNA of Penicillium argentinense, 4620 nucleotides long. RefSeq names its product ATP-binding cassette glutathione S-conjugate transporter YCF1. The coding region runs from base 1 to 4620 and encodes 1539 amino acids. The record is from RefSeq and is a predicted model, not a curated record. Gene Ontology annotation, biological process: transmembrane transport. Gene Ontology annotation, molecular function: ATP hydrolysis activity; ATP binding; ABC-type transporter activity. NCBI's taxonomy places the organism in Eukaryota, Fungi, Ascomycota, Eurotiomycetes, Eurotiales, Aspergillaceae. The transcript has 4 exons. Gene Ontology annotation, cellular component: membrane.
AUGUUAGAUGGCAAUUCCCAGGUGGUCCUGGGGGACUCCCAUCCGGGGAAUCACUCUCAGUCGCACCUAGAGUCGGCCUUCCGUCCCCGCCCCCAACAUGCCUUCUGCAGCGAUGCUGAGGGCUGGGGCCCCCUCGGUCCGCGUGGAUUUCACCUUACUCCAUGCUUCGUCGAUGCGAUCGUGGCCGCAACAGCCGUUUGGGGUGCGCUGGCUGGCGCCGGUGCGUUGUGGCUCUUGCUGAAGAAGCGCAUCCCCCAACCCGUCUCGAAGAACUGGCACUUUUAUGCCAAGCUGGUCGUUAUCGCGUCGUUGAUUUUCGUCACUGCCCUGCAGGCCGCUUUGCAAGCCGAAACCCAACCGAAAACCUUUUUUGCUGAUUUCCGGUUCUGGUCUACGAUCCUCACUUUGGCCUCGCAGGGUGUAAUCUUUGCAGUGCAAUACUACGAGCAUUGGCGAAGCCGCCAGCCCAACGGUGUCGUCCUCUUCUACUGGCUAUUUUUCCUUAUCGCCAAUGCCGUCAAGCUCCACUCGCUCGUCGAUCGCAAGGACUAUGUGGACCAGGUUCUAUUCUUUGUCUGCGUCAACAUCAGCCUGGGACUGGGAUUGCUGGAAUUCGUUCUGGAAUAUUUCGUUCCGAAGAAGCAGAGCGCUUAUGACGCCCUGGGCGAUGAAGACGAAUGUCCCUACAACUAUGCCGAUAUCUUCUCGGUCCUUACUUUCAGCUGGAUGACGCCCAUGAUGAAGUUUGGUUAUCAGAACUAUCUCACUCAGGACGAUUUGUGGAAUCUGCGUCGUCGCGAUACCACCCGUUCCACACUCGAUGACCUGAGCCAGGCAUGGGAGCAGGAGCUCGAAAAGAAGAAGCCGUCCUUGUGGAUUGCCCUCUUCAAGGCCUUUGGCGGACCAUACCUUCGUGGUUCGAUCAUCAAAUCGGGAAGCGAUAUCCUCGCUUUUGUUCAGCCGCAGCUGCUGCGCUACCUUAUCGCCUUCAUCGACUCAUACCGUUCUCCGGACCCGCAGCCUGUGAUCAGGGGUGUUGUCAUUGCUUUGGCCAUGUUUGUCGUGUCGGUGUGCCAGACCAGCUGUCUUCAUCAGUAUUUCCAGCGCGCCUUCGAUACCGGAAUGCGCGUGAAGUCGUCUUUAACUGCUCUGAUCUACUCCAAGGCACUCCGCCUUUCUUGCGAGGGCCGUUUGUCGAAGACCACUGGAGAUAUUGUCAACCAUAUGGCUGUCGACCAGCAACGUCUUUCUGAUCUGACUCAAUUUGGCACGCAGCUCUUAUCUGCUCCGUUCCAGAUCACUCUCUGCAUGGUAUCUCUCUACCAGCUCCUGGGCCCUAGUAUGUUCGCCGGUGUGGGUGUCAUGAUUCUUAUGAUUCCUCUUAACGGCGUCAUCGCCCGCAUGAUGAAGAAGCUCCAGAUCACUCAGAUGAAAAACAAAGACUCGCGUACGCGUCUGAUGACCGAGAUUCUGAACAACAUCAAGAGCAUCAAGCUCUAUGCUUGGAACACAGCAUUCAUGAAUAAGCUCAGUCAUAUCAGAAACGAUCUUGAACUGAACACGCUCCGGAAAAUCGGUGCGACGCAGUCCAUCGCGAACUUCACCUGGCAAUCUACUCCGUUCCUUGUCUCCUGCUCGACCUUCACUGUCUUCGUCUUGACUAGCGACAAGCCCCUGACGACCGAAAUCGUUUUCCCUGCCUUAACUCUCUUCAACCUACUCACAUUCCCUCUGUCGAUCCUUCCCAUGGUUAUUACCUCUGUCAUUGAAUCAUCCGUGGCUGUGAAACGCCUGAUGGAAUACUUUACGGCAGAGGAACUGCAAACCGAAUCUGUGGUUUUCCAGGACCCCGUGGAACACGUCGGCGACGAGUCCGUACGCGUUCGUGAUGCCUCAUGGACCUGGAACCGUUACACUGGAGUCCCUGUUCUCGAGAAUAUCGACCUGAGCGCCCGCAAGGGAGAGCUGAGCUGCAUUGUUGGCCGUGUUGGUUCUGGCAAGUCUUCUCUACUCCAGGCACUUCUCGGCGAACUCUGGAAGAACCAUGGUGAAGUUGUUAUGCGGGGCCGUGUCGCAUAUGUCGCUCAGGCACCUUGGGUAAUGAACGCCAGUGUUCGUGAGAACAUUGUUUUUGGUCACCGAUGGGACCCUGACUUCUACGAUCUCACAGUUGAAGCCUGCGCUCUUCUCGACGACUUCAAGAUAAUGCCUGACGGAGAUCAGACUGAAGUUGGAGAGCGUGGUAUUUCCCUGUCCGGAGGACAAAAGGCACGUUUGACUCUUGCCAGAGCAGUGUACGCUCGUGCGGAUGUCUACCUUCUUGACGACGUUCUCUCGGCCGUCGACCAGCAUGUCGGACGCCAUAUCAUAAACAAGGUUCUUGGCAGCUCUGGUAUCCUGAGCGGCAAAACCAGGAUCCUUGCCACCAAUGCUAUCACAGUUCUCAAGGAGGCCGACUUCAUCGGUCUUUUGCGUGACAAGACCAUCAUUGAGAAGGGCACAUACGAACAACUAAUGGCAAUGAAGGGCGAGAUCUUCAACCUUGUCAAGACAAACCUGGCUGACUCGGACGACGAGCGCUCUGAGGAAUCUGACGAUGGCCUAGCCAGCCCCGGUAACUCUGAUUCCACCGCUGUGAUUGGAAACGAUGAGGAUACCGAUAGCGAAGAGCUAGAGCAGCCAGGAUCCCUUGUGCCCAUUAAGAGUGGACGCAGCCCUCAGCGGAAGACUAGCCAUGUCACUUUGCGCCGAGCUAGCACUGCGACCUGGCAGGGUCCUCGUCGUAAGUUGGGAGACGAAGAGAAUAUGCUGAAGAGCAAACAGACCCAGGAAAGCACACAGCAGGGUAAAGUCAAGUGGAGCGUCUACGGAGAAUACGCCAAAAACAGCAAUAUUGGAGCAGUCACCUUCUACCUGCUCGCCCUUGUGGCUGCGCAGACUGCUCAAGUGCUUGGCAACUUCUGGCUCAAGAGCUGGACUGAACACAACGAGGAGAAUGGCUCUAACGACAGUGUUGGAAAGUUCAUCGGUAUCUACCUCGCAUUCGGACUGGGUUCUUCGCUCCUAGUCAUCAUGCAGAAUCUGAUUCUUUGGAUCUUCUGCUCUAUUGAGGCAUCGCGUAAACUCCACGAGCGGAUGGCCUUCGCCAUUUUCCGUUCUCCCAUGAACUUCUUCGAGACUACGCCUUCUGGUCGUAUCCUGAACAGAUUCUCCAGCGAUAUUUACCGUGUUGAUGAGGUCCUUGCCCGUACCUUCAAUAUGCUGUUUGCCAACUCUGCUCGUGCUAUUUUCACCAUGGUUGUCAUUGGAACCGCGACACCUGCUUUCCUGUUCUUUGUUAUUCCCCUUCUCUGGGUCUAUCUCAGCUACCAGAAGUACUACUUGCGAACCUCUCGUGAGUUGAAACGGCUGGACAGUGUCACCCGCAGUCCCAUCUAUGCCCAUUUCCAGGAAUCUCUCGGUGGUAUCUCGACUAUUCGUGCAUACCGACAAGAGAACCGGUUUGCCCUCGAGAACGAGUGGCGCAUGGAUGCCAAUCUGCGCGCCUACUUCCCGUCUAUCAGCGCGAACCGCUGGCUUGCGGUGAGGUUGGAAUUCAUCGGUUCUGUUAUCAUUCUGGCAUCCGCGGGACUUGCCAUUGUCUCUGUUUCGACUGGCAGCGGUCUGUCAGCGGGUAUGGCUGGUCUGGCCAUGUCCUAUGCCCUUCAAAUCACCCAGUCCCUGAACUGGAUUGUUCGCCAGACUGUCGAGGUCGAGACCAACAUUGUGUCCGUUGAGCGAGUGCUCGAGUAUGCCAACCUUCCCAGCGAGGCGCCUGAGGUCAUCUUCAAGCGUCGUCCUGCCAUCGGCUGGCCUGCCCAGGGGGCCGUUUCCUUCAAGAACUACAGCACUCGUUACCGUGAGGGUCUCGACUUGGUGUUGAAGGAUAUCAACCUCGACAUCAAGCCCCAUGAGAAGAUCGGUGUCGUGGGUCGGACUGGUGCUGGAAAGAGUUCUCUUACUUUGGCUCUUUUCCGAAUCAUCGAGGCCGCCAAUGGCAAUAUUAGCAUUGAUGGACUCGAUGUGUCUACCAUCGGCCUGUUCGACCUCCGUGGUCGUCUGGCUAUUAUUCCUCAGGACCCUGCAAUGUUUGAGGGUACUCUGCGUGACAACCUGGACCCUCGCCACGUUCACGAUGACACUGAGCUUUGGAGCGUCCUAGACCACGCUAAACUCAAGGAACACGUCGCCGCGAUGGACUGUCAACUCGACGCCCAGGUUCAAGAAGGUGGCUCGAACCUGAGCCAGGGCCAGCGUCAGCUGGUCUCGCUCGCCCGUGCCUUGCUGACACCCAGCAACAUCCUGGUACUGGACGAGGCAACCGCGGCCGUGGACGUGGAGACAGACGCACUGCUCCAGCGCACUCUGCGCAGCAGCAUCUUCCAGGAUCGUACUAUUAUCACCAUUGCGCACCGGAUCAACACGAUCAUCGACUCCGAUCGCAUUGUGGUCCUGGAUAAGGGUCGGGUCGCGGAAUUCGACACUCCAGCUGAGCUGAUCAAGAGUGGCGGACGCUUCUACGAGCUCGCCAAGGAGGCAGGUCUGCUGGACGGCGACGGUCUCGCCAGCUCCUCGCAAUAA